This is a messenger RNA of Mycotypha africana, 216 nucleotides long. RefSeq lists its product as uncharacterized. Lineage: Eukaryota; Fungi; Mucoromycota; Mucoromycetes; Mucorales; Mycotyphaceae. The record is from RefSeq and is a predicted model, not a curated record. The annotation marks the transcript as partial. The transcript has 2 exons. Gene Ontology annotation, molecular function: metal ion binding; mRNA binding.
AUGCUGGAUCAAAGAAAAUACAAGCUUUACAAGACAGAAUUAUGCAGAAACUGGCAAGAAAUGGGCAAUUGCAGAUAUGCAAAGAAAUGCCGUUUCGCUCAUGGCAAAGAGGAACUUCGAUGUGUAAAGCGCCAUGCUAAAUACAAGACGGAUAUUUGUAGAACCUUUCACGAAACAGGCACUUGUUCUUAUGGUGUUCGCUGUAAUUUCAUCCAU